AUGAUAUUGUUUAACGAUCACGCAGAAUUUGAAGUUGGUUAUACGCACCAAGUCUGCCUGCCACCCAGAGUCACACGUCGUCCUCACCCAACACCCCCUGCUGUCCUCCCCCAUCCUCCUCUUCACCUUCAGCUCACCACCCUGGCGAACGUUCCACGCGGAAAAAAAAUUCGUAAACCACUAAAAAGUCGUCAUUCGCCCAGCGUGAAACCAAUCUGUUUCGGAAAAUCGUUGACCUUGGGGUUACACGGUGCGCUGGAAUUUGCAAUUUUGGAAGCCAUAAUUUCAUCCUGCAUCUUGCGAUAUGUUAUUUUGGAAGUAGAUGAGCCAAAUGGACGGUUGGGGAAGGUCUUUCAAUAUCCGCCAUGGUGCCAGGGAAAAAGGACCAUAGCGUCGUCAGCCGGUGGAGGAGGCAGAAUGAGCGAACCAAUGUGA
This is a messenger RNA of Acaulospora colombiana, 435 nucleotides long. NCBI's taxonomy places the organism in Eukaryota, Fungi, Glomeromycota, Glomeromycetes, Diversisporales, Acaulosporaceae. The record is from the annotation of a GenBank genome assembly.